Molecule: messenger RNA, 735 nt
Organism: Cercospora beticola
Lineage: Eukaryota; Fungi; Ascomycota; Dothideomycetes; Mycosphaerellales; Mycosphaerellaceae
Source: RefSeq, a predicted model, not a curated record
AUGAGUCGACCACGAGCCCUCGUAUAUCGCGGUCCCGCGACGAGUGAAGGCCUACCAGAAGCAGUCGCACAGCUGCUCGAAUCCUCGCCAAGACAUUUUGAAGUGCAGUACGCCGGCCCUAACGAAGCAGUCGACAUCUCUGCUGAGGCUUUACGAGCGGUCGACUUGUACGCACAGCCAGGGGGCGAUGACCUGGACGAUGCUUUUGUAGAAGUGCGGAAAUAUCGGGCACCGAUUCGCGAAUUCGUGUCGAAUGGUGGCCGAUACCUUGGGUUUUGCCUCGGAGCCUAUUUGGCAGGGCACACGCCUGGGUUUGGUCUGUUGCCCAAGCACGCUGAUACAGAUUCAGAGUGCGAGCAGAAGACCGCACAAGUAAAGAACGACGAUGACACCAUCAUCCAAGUUGAUUGGAAAUGGUCGGCCGGUCCAAACGCUGGCCAGACCACAAAAGACAGAUGGAUCUAUUUCCAGGAAGGUGCUGUGAUUCAGGGUUUUCGUCCCUCUGCUGACGCCUUCAUCCUUGGACGGUAUUCGAAGAGUGGCGGUGUUGCUGCUUCCGUCAAUAGACAUGGCAAAGGUUGGGUUGGCCUGGUUGGACCGCAUCCGGAGGCCACCCAAGAAUGGUUUGACAUAGAAAAUAUUGUUAGCCCCGAUGGCCUGCAAUACGACAUCGGGUACGACUUGAUCGAGGCGACAAUGGCAGGUGGACCUCACCAACCAGAGAAGGAGCUGUAG